This is a messenger RNA of Helianthus annuus (common sunflower), 575 nucleotides long. RefSeq names its product F-box protein At2g02240-like. Lineage: Eukaryota; Viridiplantae; Streptophyta; Magnoliopsida; Asterales; Asteraceae. The record is from RefSeq and is a predicted model, not a curated record. The transcript is spliced from 2 exons. Bases 11 to 547 code for a protein of 178 amino acids.
GAGAUGCCACAUGCUUCCAGCAAAGAUGGUUUUAUACGAGUCUUCUAACGCGAAGUGUUUCAAAUGGAAAUCUCUUGUUGAAUCCAGCAUAAGUGAUGCAUCCAUGGGAAGAGGAAACUUUCUUCACAAUACUUACGAGCGGGUUUCUCACUUUGAAGAGGUGGCUGAGUUUAUAUCGCGCCAAGUAUUGGAGAUCAAAUGUGACAUUGAAACCCAAAAGUUAUCGUCGGAUACAGAUUAUGCAUGUCAUCUCGUAUUCAAGCUAUCACAAAAAUGUCAUGGGUUGCAAUGUCCGGUGAAAGUGCAGGAUCUACUCCAUAGGAAAAACAAAGAGUUUCAAUAUAUUUAUUUUAGAUCUCCAAGAUUUGUAUAUUUACAAGGGAAUGGAAGGGUUCCGAAGUACAGAGCAGACGGAUUAAUGGAAGUUAUUGUGUGGGAAUUCAACUCAGGCAACAAUGAUCAUGUUCCCAUGAGUUUGAAAUUGAGAUGUUACGAAGGAAAUAUGUCCGGUCUUAUUGUAUAUGGCAUCGAAUUUCGACCCACAUGAGGUUUAUACAAAAAACAAACUUUGACCA